CACCAAUACGCACAACCGACAACAGGAACGAAGACAACAACCAGCAACAAGCAAAAGACAACCAUAGCAAAGACCACAGUAACGGGCCCCAACCGGAUCGCACAACCAAGUCAAGCAAGCAACCAAGUCAAGCAAGACAAAGCGAGUGCUGACUUGAAUCAACGGACUGCCAGGGAUGCCUGCGCCGUGGAGAAGAGAACGUGGGGGCCGUGGUGGAAGAGGAGGAGGAGGAGGAGGCGGCAGAGGGGGACAUCGAGGGCGCGGGCGUGGGAGCAGGGGCGGCGGAGGCAACCAACGAGCACCCAAGCACGUGGCGCCACAGCCUGAGCCUGAACUACAGCAGGCAGGUGACCCAACGCGCGCGGGGCUGGAAGGGAGAGAACACAGCAUCGCGUUUGAGGAUGUCGUUCAGGACAGCGCCAGUGUCCGCUUUGCACCUGAACAGGCACUGUCCAGCCAGGCAGAUGACGAGGCCGGGUUCAAGCAGCUGUUGGAUCACCCGCUCUUGCGCGUGGAGCCUGCAGACUUUUCCAACAUUUCAACAGUGGGGUUUGAGGACAUUGCGCGAAUCGACACCGAAUUCUUGGAUCCACAACUCCUCAAAUCACUCCACGCAAGUGCCACAGGUGGCAAGAAACAGCAACCAGCCACAAUCAACACACGUGCAGACCCUGCACACACCACGGCGUCGGCGCCACCUUCUGUUUCAGCAAAACAACAACAACAACAACAACAACAACAACAACAACAACAACAACAACAACAACAACAACAACAACAACCAGAGGCUGCAGUGGCUGCAGAUGAAGGCGAGGAAGACGAAGAAGACUUGGAAGAGUGGCUUGAUUCCGUAUUGUGAGCGCUGCGAUCUUGCUUGCUGAUCGGUGGUACAACUUGGCAGGCCUUCCUCCCCUUGCUGUAAGUGUACAGCCACAGCUGCGAAUUAAGCAACGUGCGCGUGCACACUGCGCCUUGGUGUCUCCUCACGCUGUUGUGAUGUGCCUCGCCGAAUCGCUGUGCACAGGCAUCUGGGCGUGUGAUUUAGAGCAAUGUAUGUUAUAUGUGUAACUCAGGCCAGUAACCAUCAACCAAUAGAACCUAUGGGAACAUACAUGAAAAC
Messenger RNA from Salpingoeca rosetta, 1120 nucleotides. RefSeq lists its product as uncharacterized. The record is from RefSeq and is a predicted model, not a curated record. The transcript has a single exon. Lineage: Eukaryota; Choanoflagellata; Craspedida; Salpingoecidae. The coding region runs from base 176 to 859 and encodes 227 amino acids.